This is a messenger RNA of Aquila chrysaetos chrysaetos, 983 nucleotides long. Its product is annotated as translation initiation factor IF-2-like. The coding region runs from base 1 to 837 and encodes 278 amino acids. The record is from RefSeq and is a predicted model, not a curated record. NCBI's taxonomy places the organism in Eukaryota, Metazoa, Chordata, Aves, Accipitriformes, Accipitridae. The transcript has 7 exons.
AUGGAAAACGGUCCCGGCUCCUACCGGAGUCCCCGGGCUCCCCCUACCGGCCCCGCGGGGGCCGGAGCCCUUCAGCGGGGCGGGGCGAGGCGAGGCGAGGCGAGGCGAGGCGGGGGAUGGCCCGGCGGGGGAUGGCCCGGCGGGGGAUGGCCCGGCCCGGCCCGGCCCGGCCGUUCGCCGCUCCCCGCGCCCGCCCGCCGCCGGUCCGGGGCGCCCCGAAGCGGGGCAGGUGCGGGGCGCCGCCGCGGCCGCCAUGUUGGGUCUGUCAGGGGAGGGGGCGGCGGGCCCGAGGGGAGCCGUGGGCAGAGCCGCCGGAGGCGUGUUGCGGGGAAGGGACGUGGGUUCCUCCCGCCAUCCCUGCCCGGGGAAGCUGCGGGGGGAGGGCUGCCGAAUCCCGCCGGAGCCGCUGCCUCACGCCGGUGCCCGGUGCCGCACGCAGUUGUGUGCCCCAGCGAGGGCGGCCGGCGCUGUCGCGGUUGGGAUCCGCGUAAAAGCGCAGGGCGGCCAUCGUGUCCCAACACGGUGUCGUGGGCCGUGCACGGCAGGCUUCGAGGCUUGGCAGGUACCGACGGAGCCCCACGAGGCGGAGGUAGUUAUGAGAUAAGACAGGAUUUUUCUACUUUCACUUACAGGGCUGAGGGCCAUAUGAGAAGAUGUAUUUGCAGUUACCUGUAUGGCUCUGCAAGUGUGGUCGUCACGUCUGCAUGGUGCAGCCAGCUAACAUCACGCCUCAAAGUUGACUUGGAAACUAGGUCCAUGGCAUUCUGGCUGAAGCUCAGAACAAAAGUCAAGAAAGUCCAUCAUCAUCCAUGGACUUUCUGUUGCUCUGUUUAUUGAAGAGAGAGGAAGCAGGAGGAGAAGAAUUACAAUGUGUUGUUCAAAGGAAUUACUGCAUGGCUGAGUGUCAGCCUCUGAAAUUCUCAAAAAGCUCAUGAAAAGAACUGCUGUGUUUCCUUUGGAAAAACUGGAUGGCAGCGUAAAGA